CUGUGCUGCAUGACAUUACUCCCUAGUAACCUGCUUCUUUCGGACAUGGUUAUCGCAUACUUUCGACUUGCUGCAGGAGGGGGGAGGGGGAGGGGGAUUGGUCCCCGUUUGACGCGAUAUGGGAGCCCUGCUGGUAUUCCACGCACACAUUGAUUGAAUGCACGAACUGAUCACGUCGCAAUGAAGUCAUCGGUGCUGCCGUGACGGGAGAUGAUUAAAUGGCUUUCGUGUAUUCUUCAAGAAAAGAGUCGCCAUGGAGUAUGACGAUAAUGUCGCGAUCUGGAGACUUGGAGAACCAGAGCCUGUAGGCGUGGAAGGGGAAAUGAAGCGAUAUGGUCACUAUGGCGCAGCCAAGAAAAACCAGUGGAGCAGAGAAGAAUUGCUGAUGUAAAGCAGGGAGAUGGUGGAGUUAGGGGAAGAACUGCCUUCCCCGAAAUCAAGUAUUUAUCGAGGCGGUAGUGGAGGAAUAAAAUCUUCUGUUGAUCUGUUUUGUUUUUUUGAGAGAGAGAGAGAGAGAGAGAGAGAGAGCGAGAGAGCGAGAGGAGCCGUGUCUCUUUACACUCGUAGACAACAUAGACGCUACAAGCUUCUACCUACAUUUGAUGCUGCGCUUCUUUUCAGUCAUUUCUGAGCGAUUAGUCGUUCGAGAUCAUAGCUCAGCACACCACAAUAAUCUCCGGUCAUCAUGAAGGUAUUUGGAGGAGGUUUUUGUCGUUGUAGUUGGAAUGUGUGAUUGGAAGGGGUUUGGUUGAUCAAUCAUGGAGAGGAGAAUUCCCGACUCGUAAAGUCUGAAUGUGGCAAGUCGGAGAUUGGUGGAGUGGCAACAGAUGCCGACAUUAUCAUUGUCCCUUGCAUCUUGAGCCGUUCUUUGUGCGGGGGCGUCACGGGCGAUGGAUAUAAAAUGCCUUGAGGAAUGACGCGGGCUCGGAAAAUUGGAAGAGUGUUUACGACUGCUGCUGCACCAUUUGUGCGACAAUCAUGACGGUGCCACUGUCGCCCUCGCAGUAUGAUUCCCCGGCCCUCGAUGAUGGCUGUUCGUCAGUGCGAGUCGCAGUACGCGCGCGCCCUUUGAUCGAGAAGGAGAUCGUGGAGAAGUGCAAGGAAUGUGUUUCCUAUUCACAAGAUGGUAAACAAGUAGUCUUGGGAAAAGAUCGUCGGUUCACUUUCGAUCAUGUCUUCGGCCCUAUUGUAAGUCAGGAAGAUGUCUACAUCGACUGCGUCAAGCCCCUUGUUGAAAGUUGCUGCGCUGGGUACAAUGCAACGGUUUUGGCAUAUGGACAGACAGGGUCUGGGAAAACUUUCACCAUGGGUUGUGGCAAUAAUGCAUCGUUGUUGGAGGAGGAGCUCGGGAUUUUACCUCGAGCCAUUCGCCAGCUCUUCGAAUGUGUUGAGGAGCGCAGUAAUCAGGCUGAGUUCCUUAUCAAGUGUGCGUUUGUUGAGAUUUACAAUGAGGAGAUUAAGGACUUGCUGCACCCAGACACGCCCUCUAGAUCUAUUUCUAUUCGCGAAGAUGCGAAUGGCGAUAUAGUACUUGCAGGUGUUAAAGAAGAAGUUGUCACCAGCUUUGAAAGUAUGAUCAGGUUUCUUGAACAUGGGUCGGUUUUUCGUACAACAGGAAGUACGUUGAUGAACCAGCAUUCGAGCCGAUCACAUGCUAUUUUCACCAUUAUUGUCGAGCAGCGGAGCAUUGUAGAAUGUACUAAUACCAAUGAUGUCAUCACCGCCAAGUUUCACUUGGUUGACUUGGCAGGCUCAGAAAGGGCGAAGCGUACGGGUGCCGUUGGCAUGCGUUUCAAAGAGUCUGUUACUAUCAACUGUGGUCUGCUUGCUUUAGGCAAUGUCAUAAGUGCAUUGGGGGAUGAGCGAAAAAGGUGUCAACAUGUACCAUACAGGGAAUCGAAACUUACACGAAUGCUACAGGAUUCCCUGGGCGGAAACAGCCGCACAUGUAUGAUUGCAUGUAUCAGUACGGCAGACACGAACUUUGAGGAGACACUGAAUACAUUGAAGUACGCUAACCGGGCUCGCAAUAUCCGCAACAACCCUGUUAUUAACCGCGAUCCGCAGUCUGUCAUGCUAAAUCAAUUGCGGCAAGAAAUCCGAGCUUUACAAGUGGAGUUGUUGAAUUUGCGAAUGCAUAACAUGGGGCUUGAAACUGUCAGUGGUCCACAAAGCUUGGAGAUUCUUCUUGAAGAUGAAUCACAUCGAGAGUUUCUAGCUGAUAUCCGAGCACGGGCAGAUAUAUCUGUGGGUAUGACUGCAGAGCUCAAUGCUGUGCGUAGAAAGAGUAGAGAAAGCGAGCAAGAGUGUCUUAAAUUGAAGGAUGAGAUACAGGCAUUAGAGUUGCUAGUGAAUAAACUACAGGAGGAGAUGUUGGAAAUGCGUAUUGAACGCGAUCAUUGCCAGUUAAAAUUGGAUGAGGUCAAUUCUGAAAUGAUGGCAUUAAAACAAGUGGUACCACGUUGGGAAAGUUGCAAUGACAUCGGUUUUGCGGUCAAAAGUCACCUUUCAGAAAUGAUGAAGAGAGUUGUUGGAGGGAUUGAUGAUGAAGGUUCAGGUUUGGCAUCGAGUGAAAGUUCAUUCUCUAGCCUAGACAGGCCAGCUAGUGCUGAUACGGCAAUGAGAAAAUUUGAGAAGGAUCUCAACCCUAUGACUGACUGGGUAACCCCUCGAGACAGUGGAUUGAUUGACCGACCCAAGACACAACCAGAAGAUAGUCAAGCUGUUGGUUCCAUGCGGAAUUUAUUUUCCCCUUCCAAAGCAGAUGUAAAGCGUGUGAAUUGUAACUCUCCGAAUCAAGCUAAUAGAGGUACUCGCAACAUCAUCAACCAGCAUUUGCGAACGAUUCGGGUCCUGGAAGAGCGACUAGCAGUCAAAGAAAGUGAUGUGAAAUCUAAAGACGAAGCAUUGAAGGAAGCCACUGAAGAUCUCGCAAGAGAUGAACGGAUCUUUGCUGAGAAGAUGAAGGAGAUAAAGAUACUGAAAAAGCUUGCCCAAGAUCUGUCAAAUGAGAAGAAGACUUUGAUGCAAAAGACAGAAAAGGAUGCUUCUAUCAUCUCGCGCUUGUCCGAGGAGGCCAUGGCGAAGGAGGAUGAAUUGGGUCGUCUUCGAACAUCGAUUGAAACUUUGCAGACUGGGCGGCCAGACGCUUUCGUCAUGAAUGGUGCUGGUGUUCCUGGACUUCCAGUUGCCGUUAUGAACCCAAAAGGAAAAAAUGAUGAUUGUUAUAGUGACAACAUGGAGAACUCUGAUGAGGCUAAGGGCGACGUAUUAGAUGGUUCUAUUGAUAUGGGCGAUACUUUUGAUCAAGCUUGUCUCAGCGAUUUAAGUGAAAAACUGAAGGUUGGAGAUACGAAAGAAGGGUUUCUCUCUGAAAAAAUAGCUUUUGAAGAGCAGAAACAUCUUGAAGAGGAUGAGCGUGUUCAAACUCGAGAAUUUAAGCGUAACAAACAGGUAAUGGACAAGCAGCUGCAUGAGUUAGCCUUCAGCAUUCAGCAGAAGGAGGAGCUUAUUGAAGAAUUGGCUAAAAAUGAAUCUGAAACAAAGCACUUGACAGUGCAAUAUGAGAGCCGCAUGCUUGAACUUGAAGCCGAGGUUCACCGUCAUCACCUUCUCCUGAUGAAAAGAAAAGAGGAAGAGGUGGAUUCCUUGAAGAAGGAAUUGGAGGCCAUAGAUAAAAAUGUUGUUCGUGGGAUAGAGGAGAAGAAGAAACUGCGAGAACAGUAUGAGGAGAAGGUGAAGAAAAUCACCGCUCAACUGGUAUCUCUUAAAAAACAACGUUGGGAGCAAGAGUCACAACGCCUUGAGCGGCAAAAGGCAAAAUCUGAUGUAAAGGUGCAGCAAUUGCAACACGAGAUUACUCGUAUGCGGGUCCAGCAAGAUUUCUUGAAGGAGAAGAUAAAGGAAACAACUGAGAAGUAUGAGGAUGGCCAUGAGAUGCACCAGAAAAACAUGGUUAUUUUGAAGCGAGAAUCAGAAAAUCAAGUUAAACGUGCUCGUGAAUUGGAGAUUGAAAACCAGCGACAAAGUCAGGUUACCAGCACAAAGAAUGAGGAAAGGUCUGCAGCCAACAAGAAACUGGAGUUAGAAAUUUUAGUAAUGGAUUCACCAAUAGUUGGGAGUCAAGAGCGUACUGAUCAGAAAAGUAAUUCCAAGAGGGGAAGAACUGCUCUUCCUGGUCUUGCUGAGUCACCUCAUGUGAUAAAUGUAGACCGCAUGGAAUCUCUUCUAGACCAAGAGAUCGACAAGCUUUUGAAGAUGAAGGAAGCGAAAAACUCCACAAACAAAUUGGAGGCAAAGAAGGAAGAGAUACUGUCAGAGAAGGAUGAUUGUGUGAAUGAAAGAUCAAAGCUGGAGUUAAAGCACGCGCGUGCUGUGCAUGACAUAACCAAAAAAUUAGAGCAAAAAAGAGUUCGCAUUGAGAUGCUUGAGAAAAAUGCCCAAGAAAAGCUGGGCAAAGCGGAGGAAGCGAAGUCUGCAGGGAAGCUUGCUCUCGCAAAUGAACUUACUGAGGAGGUUACUUUGCUGCAUGAGGACUGUGCUCGUGAAAAGGAAACAUGUAUAAAAUUGGAGGAUUUUCAGAGUUCUCAGAAACUAUUGAAAGAGGCGGAAGAGCUUAGGGACCUGGAUGAGCGGAUUGAGGGUCUGGAUGCUCAAGCGGAGUAUGUGACCUCAUCCAUUGCUGAGCACGAGCGUGAUAUCUUGGAGGGAAAUAUCACCAAGGAGGAAAUGACUGCCCAGCUUGAUACAAUAUCACCGCAUGAUGCCAAGGUCAUGCUGGGAAAAUACUUGGAAAAAUUUGUUGGAGCAAUAGAGAAGCAACGGCAGGAAGCUAAAGACAUGGCCAAUCUUGAGGUUCAGCUGAAGGAGAAGAAACAAGCACUCAACGAAAUCGAGCGAAACUCUAGGCUGAAACAGCUUGAAUUUGACCGCAGAUUGACGGAGUUGCAAACACACCACGCUAGGAACGUGCAAUACUUGUUGAAACAGGUUGAAACUGUGUCGUCCGAUCCUUUACUCAAAAGGCCAGUUAAUUUGAUUACAACUACCCUUGCGGACAUCCACUUGCAAGAUUCUGAAUUUGCAGAUGAUAAAGAUGAGUCAACUGAUAAGGUGGUGCCUGGUGUAGCACAAAACGUUGUGGAAUUAGGCAAGGUCAACGUUCAUGAUAAGUCCAUAAAGAGCAAGUUGCAAGCAGAGCGUCAGAUCUGGGAAUCUGAGCGUGCAUCCUGGGAAGCUCGUGAACAUUCAUUCUUGUCCAAGCACGAACAACUCGAGAGAGACCAUCAGGCACUUAAAGAGGAACUAGAGAAUACAAAAUCGUUAAUGCACAAGGCUGGAUUGGGCAUACGGUUACCUGUCAGCAACGUGAGAGAGCUAAUGGAGAUUGAUGUUGACCACCGGUGCUCGCAACUCCAGCUUCCAUCACGCAGGGAACCAUGACUUAAUCUGUCUACAUCUCUGAUGCCUCGUCCACGUUUUCCUGCCACCACAGGAAUUAUGUGCAACGAGUCUUGGUGCUGGCGAGCAGAUGCUUAGUGAAUAUCCGACAUGUUUUGGUUGUGUUUAAGAGGAUAGUCAACAGGCCUUCUCGACCAUACCUUAGCUUUUGCCUCCUUUAUAAGCAACUUUGGAUUCUUCAUUAUUACUUAAAUUCUUCAUUGAUACUUCUCCCUCUCAUAUUUUUUCUGAAGCUCCCACGAGUGCGCUAGGUCCCAGUGCGGGUAUUCUUUCGCUGCCUUAAUUCUAUCUGAACUUUUAUUAUAGGUGACAGCAUUAACUCCGUUCCACAUGUUAGGAUCAUGAGAAUGCACAGAGGUAAAUAUAUAAAGUUUCUUGCAGGCUCAUUCUAAAUAGGUGAAGAAGUAGACCCUUUUGUCACAGAUUCCGUAUAGUAUUAUACUUGGCUUAUUGAUCCAAUUACUUACAAGUUUCUAUAGUCUCUGCGUUUGGUAGAGUAUGUUAUCAUGUUCGUUAUGAGGGACCAUCAUCGUACUUAUGUUCAAUGGCAGCAUAAAAGCACUGCCUCGACAAGCUUCUCUUCUGAGUACAUUUUUAACCCUUAAAAGUGCUGGAAGACUCAAACCAGCUAUUUCCUGAA
Messenger RNA from Physcomitrium patens, 6100 nucleotides. RefSeq lists its product as uncharacterized. NCBI's taxonomy places the organism in Eukaryota, Viridiplantae, Streptophyta, Bryopsida, Funariales, Funariaceae. Gene Ontology annotation, biological process: microtubule-based movement; spindle elongation; mitotic spindle organization. Gene Ontology annotation, cellular component: microtubule associated complex. Gene Ontology annotation, molecular function: microtubule motor activity; ATP binding; microtubule binding. The record is from RefSeq and is a predicted model, not a curated record.